Molecule: messenger RNA, 2093 nt
Organism: Eriocheir sinensis (Chinese mitten crab)
Lineage: Eukaryota; Metazoa; Arthropoda; Malacostraca; Decapoda; Varunidae
Product: CCR4-NOT transcription complex subunit 6-like
Biological process (GO): nuclear-transcribed mRNA poly(A) tail shortening
Cellular component (GO): cytoplasm; nucleus; CCR4-NOT complex
Molecular function (GO): poly(A)-specific ribonuclease activity
Source: RefSeq, a predicted model, not a curated record
AGAAGGCAAGUCGGUCUGUGUGUCAAGGCCGUGGUAGUGGUGUUGCUAAAAGACACACGUACACUCUCACCUGUCCUGGCCCCGCGCCGCCGCCCCGCACCACCAGUGUUACCUGCACGCCGCGACGCGCAGCCACGCAACAGUCCGCGGCGGGAACAUCGAAAUAGCGAGGAAACAGUGCCGCGUGAACAAGGAAACUAAGACGGCUUUCUAUCUUUAUUUGAUCAACUUAGUGUCGGGUUCUUUCCUCGUCGUCUGCAACGCAAUCGGCUCUCUACGCAACAGUCCGCGGCGGGAACAUCGAAGUAGCGAGGAAAGGAUAGUUAACAGUGCCGCGUUAACAAGUAAACUAAGACGGCUUUCUGUCUUUAUUUGAUCAACUUGGUGACGGGUUCUUUCCUCGUCGUCUGCAACGCAAUCGGCUCUCUACGCAACAGUCCGCGGCGGGAGCAUCGAAGUAGCGAGGAAAGGACAGUGAACAGUGCCACGUGAACAAGUAAACUAAGACGGCUCUCUAUCUUCAUUUAAUCUACUUGUUGUCGGGUUUUGUCGUCUGCAACGCAAUCGGCCCUCUACGCAACGGUCCGCGGCGGGAGCAUCGAAGUAGCGAGGAAAGGAUAGUAAACAGUGCCACGUGAACAAGUAAACUAAGACGGCUCUCUAUCUUCAUUUGAUCUACUUGUUGUCGGGUUCUUUCCUGGCCGUCUGCAACUCAGUCGGCCCUCUACGCAACAGUCCGCGGCGGGAGCAUCGAAGUAGCGAGGAAAGGAUAGUAAACAGUGCCACGUGAACAAGUAAAGUGGCUGAAGAAAAAUACUAAGACUGCUCUCUAUCUUCAUUUGAUCUACUUGUCGUCGGGUUCUUUCCUCGUCGUCUGCAACGCAAUCGGCUCUCUACGUAACAGUGCCGCGCGGGAACAAGGGAAGUAGCGGGAGACUGGCGGUGGUAGCAAGACGCCUUCAGGAUUCAGCUUGAUCUAACUUAUCCGCGGCGGGAACAAGCGAACUAGCGAGGAGACUGACGGUGGUAGCAAGACGCCUUCAGGAUUCAGCUUGAUAUAACUUAUCCGCGGGGGGAACAAGGGAAGUAGCGAAGAAGAGGAGACAACCAAGACUCGGACUAAAUGGGAUCUUGUUAUCGGCUACUUUCCCAACGGUGCCGCGGCGGGGACAAGCCAAGUGGAAACCAGAACUCGGACUACAUGGGAUCUUACUCGGUAUCGGCUACUCUCCCAGCGGUGCCGAGGCGUGAACAAGCCAAGUGGUGAAGAGGAAAACUAAGACGGUCGGUGGUAAGAGGAAAAGAAUCUCAGGAAAAAGGAAAAAAAGUGUCCCUCAAGUAUCCACGCCGCGCCGCUGAAGGUAUCGCCGCCGAACUAUUGCCAUGUGCCGCUGUUGUUGUUGUUGUUAGUAUUGUUGUUGUCAAGAUGUUCGGAGCGUUCGGGCCUCGCGUGCCUGUGCCUAUGUUCGUCCCGCCCCGGCCAGGUCUCCAGUUCCUGCCCUGCUACUGGCCGCUGCACCCCUGCCUGCCACACCUGUCUCUGGGAUAUCUGACAGUCACAACGCCACAGCCACCUCAGAGACCCUGGAUUCAUCUCGGGGAACCGGACCGAACCAAACCAUCCUGCAUCUUCACGGUGAUGUGCUACAACGUGCUGUGCGACAAGUACGCCACGCGGCAGAUGUACGGCUACUGUCCCUCCUGGGCGCUGGAGUGGGAGUACCGCAAGAAAGGCAUCAUGGACGAGAUCAAGCACUACAUCGCUGACAUAAUAACACUACAGGAAGUCGAAACGGACCAGUUCUUCAACUUCUUCCUGCCAGAACUCAAGAAUGAAGGCUAUGACGGGAUCUUCUCGCCCAAGUCCCGCGCCAAACACAUGUCAGAAAACGAAAGGAAAUACGUUGAUGGUUGUGCCAUCUUCUGGAGAACUAGCAAGUUCAGCCUGAUCAAAGAGCGGCUGAUUGAGUUCAACCAGCUGGCCAUGGCAAAUCAUGACGGCUCAGAAGACAUGCUGAACAGAGUCAUGACCAAAGACAACAUCGGCUUGGCGGCCCUGCUGGAGACCAAGGAGGCGGCGUGGGAGAACUCAG